Messenger RNA from Sodiomyces alkalinus F11, 1011 nucleotides. RefSeq lists its product as hypothetical. Gene Ontology annotation, cellular component: nucleus; cyclin-dependent protein kinase holoenzyme complex. NCBI's taxonomy places the organism in Eukaryota, Fungi, Ascomycota, Sordariomycetes, Glomerellales, Plectosphaerellaceae. The transcript has a single exon. The record is from RefSeq and is a predicted model, not a curated record. Gene Ontology annotation, molecular function: protein kinase binding; cyclin-dependent protein serine/threonine kinase regulator activity. The coding region runs from base 1 to 1011 and encodes 336 amino acids. Gene Ontology annotation, biological process: regulation of cyclin-dependent protein serine/threonine kinase activity.
AUGGUCACCGGAGGAGUUUGCGCCGUCCUCGACUAUGAGGUUGAGCACAUGGCCGAGUUCGUUGCCGACAUGGCCUCGAGUGUUGCCGUUCCCAACUCGGUCGCCUCUUCGUCAUUCCGAAAAUUCGUCACGGGCAUUCUUUCAUCCACUCGUCUGCCCAAGAGCACCAUUCUUCUCGGCAUGAACUACCUCGCCAAGCGAGUGAAUACUCAGAAACAGAAGAACGUCUUUCGGGUCAACGAUGGCGAUAUUUGGCGUAUGCUUACCACUGCGCUCAUCUUGGCUAGCAAGUUCCUUGACGACAACACGUUUCAGAACAAGUCCUGGGCUGAAGUGAGCGGCAUCGCCGUCACGGAGCUCAACCUUCUGGAGAGGGAGUGGCUACAGGAGUGCAGUUUCAGCCUGUUCGUUAACCUCGAUUACAGCAGAGACUACACUGCCUGGAUCAAGAGCUGGGAGGAGUGGUGCGUGCUGAAGGAGCAGACCCUUGCUCGCGCGGCGCGUGAGAGACAGACGUCUAUCGUGCCUGCCAUCGACACGGAUGUUGCUCGUUAUGGAGGCCGUCUACCUUACGGCUCCUGGAUGCAGCAGCAGGCUGCCGAGUACGAACGCUAUCAAUCCAUCAAGCGCGGCGACGCGGCCCACUCGCAAGCAUACCGUGUGCCUGCCAUCGACUGGCCAGCUUCUGGCCCGGGGAUGGCCUGGCAUAGUGCACCUCUCACACCGCCUGACUCGGGGUAUGGCACACCCGAGUACCUCAGCUCGGCCUCUUCGGUCAACGCCCGCUACAACGAGUGGUUCUCCUCUGCAGCCGUCAAUGGCCAGUGGAAUAGUCGGUUCCAGCCGUCCGUGCCGUCGAACUACUUCGCCCAUCGCCACGGAGCGUAUGGCCAGACUUACGGCUAUGGCCAGACCAUGUGGGAGCAUGGUAUUGCCGAGUGUAGCUGCGCCAGCUGCAUCAUCGACCCCGUCAAGCACCAGGGCUACUUUGGGCAGACCGUUGUGGGCUAG